Messenger RNA from Parastagonospora nodorum SN15, 807 nucleotides. RefSeq lists its product as hypothetical. Bases 1 to 807 code for a protein of 268 amino acids. The record is from RefSeq and is a predicted model, not a curated record. NCBI's taxonomy places the organism in Eukaryota, Fungi, Ascomycota, Dothideomycetes, Pleosporales, Phaeosphaeriaceae. The transcript is spliced from 2 exons.
AUGGUCAUGAAGUUCAAAUCGCAUAUAUGCAACCUCACAGGAAGCACCGCCGAGUACAAAGUGCGCCUAUCUUCACAAACCAUUUCUCUGGCAUCAAAUCGCUCCGAAGAUAUCUUCUUCGAAGACCACAUCAUGCCAGGGCCCGGCAGCUUCAAACAAAGCGCAAUCGGCGGCUUCGAGUACGCGGCAAAUUACCUCUUCACAUCCAAAGCAACCUUCGUCUUCGUCGGCGCACGGAGCUCAAUCAGAAUGACCGGCUCUCUCGCCAACGAAGUAGUCCGCGGGCCCUUGACCGGCUGGGAGGAAGAGUUCCUCGACCCCAUGGACGCCAUGCUCGACAAGAUGCGCGAAAUCGCUUUCCGAACCGCUGUCCGUGUGGGCAGAGAUCAGCCGAAUAACAUCACUGACGCCGACCAAACCAUCGCGUUCCAGGGAUCGAAGACACGCUCCAUCUACGUCACGGACUUUCGAUACAUGCUCGUCGCGGGGAUUUUGAGCAUCUUGAGUGUCGUUACUAUUUCGCUUCCCUUCCAUGGCUGGUGGCAGCUCGGCAGGACUGUGUCGCUGAGUCCGUUGGAGAUUGCGAAGGCAUUCGAUGCGCCGAUUCUGGCGCAGGUUGGGAGUAAUCUGGACCUGUCUGAUUCGAAGAAUUUGGGCUCUGUUGCUGGUGUGAGAGUGCAAUAUGGCGUUAAGGGUGACGAGCAGGUGUAUAAUGGUGGGUACGGGGAAGGGCUGAAGCGGAAAUUGGUUAUUGGGUAUGGGGGCUAUGUAGGCAGACCGAAUCGGGGGGAUGUGUUUGGUAGUUGA